Molecule: messenger RNA, 2730 nt
Organism: Clunio marinus
Lineage: Eukaryota; Metazoa; Arthropoda; Insecta; Diptera; Chironomidae
Source: the annotation of a GenBank genome assembly
AGUUGUUCAAAGAUUUUGGUCAAAGAAACAAGCAUCACGACGUUUAUUUACAAAUAAUUUCAUAAUUUUCUACAUUAUCGUUGGUACUGGCUAUGAUAAUAAAAAUGUCGAAAAAAUAAAAAGCAAGUGGCGACCUAGUUGAUAACCGCAUAUUCACAACAAUUUAAGUCAAGAAAUUUUGUAAUAAGUAAUUCUUAGGUGUUAUCGUAAGAAAAAGCCUUCUACUUAACCAGUUUUUAAUCAAGAAAUUGAUAUCUGUUUGUUCUGAUUUCGACUUGAGUAUAAAUAGAAGCAACUUGAAACCCUUUGAGACAUUAAAUUGAGCAGACGCUAGAAGUGAAGACAUCGAAAUGAAAGCUGCAAUAUUUUCCGUUCUUUUUCUCGUCUCUUCAAUAAGAGCUUUGGAUAAUGGAUUGGCAUUUACACCGCCCAUGGGUUGGAUGACAUGGGAAAGAUUUCGCUGUAUUACCGACUGUGAGAAGUAUCCGAAAGAGUGCAUUAGCGAAAAUUUAAUUAUGGAAACGGCCGAUGUUAUGGUUUCUGAAGGAUAUUUAGAUGCUGGAUACGAAUACGUCAAUAUUGAUGAUUGCUGGUCCGAAUUGGAGAGAGAUGAGAAUGGUAAAAUUGUAGCCGACAAGAAGCGAUUUCCAAGAGGCAUCAAAUUUUUAUCCGAUUACGUUCACUCUAAAGGACUUAAAUUUGGAACUUAUUUGGACUACGGCACUAAAACAUGUGCUGGUUAUCCUGGAUCUAUUGACCAUUUGGAAAUUGAUGCACAAAGUUUAGCUGAUUGGGGUGUUGACUUCAUUAAGAUGGACGGUUGCAAUGUUGACAAUAGCCAAAUGGUUGAAGGCUAUAUUAAAUUUGGAGAGCUUAUGAAUAAAACUGGAAGGCCAAUUAUGUAUUCAUGUUCAUGGCCCGCAUAUUUCGAAUAUUACCGGAAACCACCUCAAGUCCCUGACUAUGAAAUCUUAAAGAAAACUUGCAAUCUUUGGCGUAAUUGGAUAGACAUUGAAGACAGUUGGGAGUCGGUGAAGUUUAUUUCUGAUUAUUUUGCAGAAAAUCAAGAUAGAGUUGCACCUCAUGCUGGAAAUGGUCAUUGGAAUGAUCCUGAUACGCUUCUACAUGGAAAUUACGGUUUGAGUUACGAUCAAAGUAAAGCUCAAUUGGCUGUUUGGGCAAUAUUAGCUGCUCCAUUUUUAUUGUCAACUGAUUUGAGAACAAUUAAGCCUGAAAUGAAAGAGUUGAUAUUGAAUCGUGACAUUAUCGCUGUUAAUCAAGAUUCAUUGGGGAUUCAAGGUCGACGAGUUAAUUCAGGCAAUGGAAUUGAAGCUUGGGCUAGAAAAAUAAUGCCAAUCGUAAAAGAAGAACAUUCAUAUGCAAUUGCAUUUGUUUCUCGACGAACUGAUGGUCAUCCUCAUGCAUUUAAUGUUACACUUAAAGAUCUUCAGCUUACCAACAAAUUUGGAUACAUUGUCAAGGAUUUGUUCAACACACAUCGGGCAACUUAUCAAUUUUUACAAACUGAUGAGUUUGAAGAGCGUGUUAACCCAACCGGCGCUAAUUUCUACAAGUUUAUUCCAAUAGAGUGACGGAAAUACGUUCUUUCCUAUUUCACUCUCUCACCCUGAAUCGACACGCUAAUGUAACCUUAAUUUAUCAAAUAUUUUAAUCAUUUGACAUUUAGCGAUUAAUUAUUAUCAGCAUAUAGACAUCUGAAGUCAAGUGUUGCUUAUAAGUAUAUCGGAUGACUCCCUUUUGUUUUUGAAUAAACAUCAUAUACGAAAAAAAAUUCCAUGUUAAAACUUGUGUUUAUCAGUAAAUCUUGCAAUUAUCUACAAUUCAAAAAAUGUAGAAUAGCAACAAUCACAAAAUCGCGAUUAAAAAUUCAUAUAUAAAACUCAGACAAUUGUGUUUUAAUUCACAGUCAGUUCUUUUUGGUAUUCGAGAAAAAUGAUGAAAAUAAAAGUUUUUGUUUUAAUAGUGAUAAUAGCUUAUGCUUCAUGUGGAGAUGAUGCAAUGAGUAAGUGGAUGAAAAUGGGAGAAUGUUGGAAACAAACUUCUGCUUUGUCUAAAUGUUGUCCUUUACCUCAACAUAAAAAUAUGUUAAGCAAUGAAAAAUGCAAGCAACAUUUUGAUGAAAAAGACGAAAAGGACUUUAAGGAACAGUUUAAAGCUAAAGCUUGUGGAGUUGAUUGUAUCUUUAAAGCUGAAGGAUUGAUGAAUGACAAUAAUGUAUUUGAUGAAGCGAAAAUCAAAGAAAAGUUUGGCGCUAUCUUAACGGCAAAUGAUGGAGGCGAUUUUAAAGAUAUUACUAUGGAGUCAAUCGAUUUUUGUCUGAAACGAUUUGGAGAGAAGAAAGAAGAAUGGGAAAAAAUGGCAGCAGAGUGGAAGAAGAAGAAGGGUGAAAGUGCUGAUGAUUCCAAGUGUUCUAUGUGGCCACUUUCCUUUGUCAGUUGUGUCAGAGGAAGUGUUGUCAGGAAAUGCCCGGAUUCAAAAUGGCAAAAAAAUGAUGAAUGUGACGGUAUGAAAAGUAAAGCAACCCCAAUCAGUGAAUGCUACCAGUAAAUGUCAAUUCAUAUACACGAAGUAGAAAUCAUCGUGUUAUCUGCAAAAAUAUAUUUACCUACGUAUUGUUCUUUAAAUUUCAAGUUCAAUGUAAUUUCCAGCAAACAAACAAUAAAACAUUGCAUCAACAUCGAGCAUAAAAUUCAUUAUUUUUCACUUUUC